AUGGUUGGUGUAGCCCGUAGUAAGGGCUGUCGCGCGUGCGUCAAGCAACGAGUGAAGUGCGAUGAGGCGAGGCCAGAAUGCGGCCGCUGUAAGAGGUUCAGAAGAGAGUGCCCCGGGUACAACAAGCCCGCGAAAUUCGUAUAUGAGAUCCCAAUAGCAAAAGACGACCAGAGAGUUGGCGAAGGAUCUUUCAGACACGUCCGCCAGCUCGAGCGCCCAAGUCCAAAGAGUCAAAGCCAAAGCCGUAGCCCCAGUUGGUCUGCUCGAACGACACCAGAGUAUCAGGCCUCGAGGAGUCCGUCCGAGGCGCCGACCCCGCUCCUCAUUCCACAGUCAAUCAUUCCUUGGACCCAGGAUAACUCUCAAGCGUUGAAAGUCUUGCUUGAAGAUUCGACUCCAAUGGAUGAGUUUGCCGACACGCACUUCCUACGGAGAUGGCUAUCGUUUGUACCCCCGCGCUUAGGUAACAGUAAAGCGUUGGACGACGCGGUCCGGUGCAUGGGGACCCAUUAUAUCGGUAUGCUAUCGAGACAAGAAUCGAUUAUGUUGUCUGCUAGGCAAACGUAUGGUCAUGCUUUACGUAGUCUUUCGAAGGCAAUCGGGGACCCGAAGGAGGCAAUGUCAUCUGAGACCCUCUGCGCUACGAUGUUCCUGAGCAUCUACGAAUUAUUUGCUUGCACAAAGAAACAUGCAUGGGUGAAGCAUGCAGGAGGUGCCAGCAAGCUAUUACAACUCCGCGGUCCUAAUCACAUCAACUCCGACUUUGACCAUUCGAUGCUUCUUUUUUUCCGAGGCCAAGUUACUAUGGAAGCUUUUAUGAGGGGGACAGACUCGUUCCUGUGCCAGCCUGAAUGGCAAUUAGUGCUCUCAGACCCCGAUCCCGACAAUCCUAACCCCUACACCCAAAUUACCAACGAGUUUCACGCAUAUCUAGCUACGUGUCCUGGCAUCGCCGCCCACUUCCGCGUCCUGGAUCGGAAAGACAUCAACGCAGUAGUUUCGUUUCUCAACACCACUUCAGAUCUCUCCACUGCUCUUCGCGCUUGGUUCCUCCGUUUCCGAGAACUCCUUCCACCGCCAACGGAAGUGACCUCCGACCCUUACGACCCACUAUUCCCCACCACUUAUGUCUACCAUGGCGCCUCCAACAUAUUCUGCACAUCAUCUUACUACGGAUGUCUCAUUUUACUUAACUCCAUGACUCAUGCCCUACAGCCCGACGAAAGUCUCUCAAUCGAGAACAGAUACUACGUCAACGAAGUCUGCAAAAGUGCAGACUUUACUUUCGACGCAGGGCUAUUAGGGCCAUACAGCACCAUCUUCGCGCUGAAAAUGGCGUUCAUGGUCGCGGAGCUGCCAAUAAAGUUAUGGAUAGAGCAACGUCUGCUGAAGAUGGGCGAGUUCAUGCCAUUCAUGAAACACCAAGUCUCGCUAAAGACAGAUGUUAUAUCUUAUCCUGAUCUGGACGCCUGA
Molecule: messenger RNA, 1473 nt
Organism: Mytilinidion resinicola
Lineage: Eukaryota; Fungi; Ascomycota; Dothideomycetes; Mytilinidiales; Mytilinidiaceae
Exons: 5
Coding region: 1-1473 (490 amino acids)
Biological process (GO): regulation of DNA-templated transcription
Molecular function (GO): DNA-binding transcription factor activity, RNA polymerase II-specific; zinc ion binding
Source: RefSeq, a predicted model, not a curated record